Molecule: messenger RNA, 1124 nt
Organism: Lycium ferocissimum
Lineage: Eukaryota; Viridiplantae; Streptophyta; Magnoliopsida; Solanales; Solanaceae
Exons: 1
Coding region: 135-614 (159 amino acids)
Source: RefSeq, a predicted model, not a curated record
UCUCUCAUACUUAUUUAUACUUCUUUCUUCUCUUUCCCUUUAUUCUUCUCAUAAAAUUCUCUUAGUUCAUUCAUCGGUCUUCCUCUGUUUUCUAAUAACACAAUCAACUAAGCAAAUCCAUCGAUUCAAGCAAAAUGGGCAUAUGCAAUUCGUGCGAAUCUACGUCUGUAGCUACGGUAAAACUAAUACUGCAAGAUGGAAGAUUACAAGAGUUCCCUUAUCCCAUAAAAGCUUCAUAUCUCUUACAAAAAGAUCCCACUAUCUUCAUUUGUAACUCAGAUGAAAUGGAAUUUGGAGAUAUGGUUUACGCCAUAAAUGGCGACGAAGAGCUUCAAUUAGGUCAGCUAUAUUUUGCUUUGCCAUUGAAGCGGCUAAGAAGUAAGCUUCGAGCAGAAGAAAUGGCAGCAUUAGCGGUGAAGGCUAGUUCCGCAUUGAAGAGAAGUAGUAGUUGUUGUAGAGAGAAAUGUGGGUGUCGUAAUAAGGAGUUUGUAUUUUCUGAAGGGAAGGGCGGUGGCAAAGUGGCGGAUGGUUCAUUGAGAAAAGGGAGGAUUAGUGGUGGUGGAAGUGGGAGGAGAGGGAAGCACAUGGCGAGGUUGAGUGCAAUACCGGAGUAGGGUAAAAUCUUGUUUUGGUAAAUUUUUGUUUUACCGGGUAAAAGUACCUUGUCAAAAAGAAUGAAAUAGUUGAGUUGCUCGCGAAUAAAUCAAAAGUUCAGAAUAUGACCGCCAUAGAAAAGAAGAAAGGUGUUGUAGAUUGGUUUACCAUUCAGAUAUUGAGGUAAGGUGAAAAGACGUGUUUUGUAAAGAUCAAAAUUGGAGUUGUUGAUCUUGGAAGACGAGAUGAAAUUGCUAUCGAUUGUUGGAUGCGUUGGAACCAAAAUCCUAAAAUGAAUCCGAUUCUGUAUUGGAGAUCGGAGAAGGAGAAAUGAAAAACGGUAAUGAAAGUUAAAUGUAUAGAUAUCGUGUGAAAGAUUUUCGCUGAUAUCACUAGACUAGAAGCAAUUAUGAUUGAUCCUUAGAUUAGAAUAUUGUUCCUCUUAUUUUGUAAAAAGUAGGUUUUGUAAAUAAGUUGAGAUUCAAGAACUGCUCUCUAUGAUUCAAAAUUGGUCUUCUUUUACUUUGAUA